Messenger RNA from Cuscuta epithymum, 1119 nucleotides. The record is from the annotation of a GenBank genome assembly. Lineage: Eukaryota; Viridiplantae; Streptophyta; Magnoliopsida; Solanales; Convolvulaceae.
CCCAAAUUGUAAUGUUUUUCCAUUUUCAACGCAGUAUUUAAUGCCUUUAGCUAUUACUGCUUGAGCCUCCAUUAUGCUUCUCCAAGAAAAUGACAGAUUACUUCCUACUUGAAUUGUAAAAAAUAUAUAGUUGGGAAAAUAGUGAGUUUUAAAACUCUACCCACCAGCGCGCUCGUAUCAGUUUUAACCUUCCAAGCUUGCUUCCUGAGCAUGGCUACAUUAAAUUCUAUUAACCUUCUACUUCUAAAUCUCAAGCCUCCUUUACUCUUUGGUAUACACACAAUGCUUGCCAAGUUUUCCUACAUAUUCACCUUCCAUACAAUUCUUCCUCCCGCCACCAAUACACACUCACCAAUCUCUCAAUUUCCUCACAAAGCUCCGGCGGCAAAAGGAACACAUUCAGAGUGUAAGUUGGCAUUGCUUGGAUCAAUGUCUUCAACAAAACCUCACUUUCCGCUCGAGAUAAGAAUAUAUUACUCUAGCUUUGAAUUUUCUUCAACACUCUUUCCUUUAGAAACUCCAGGAUCUCCCGUUUCUUCCGACCCACCAAAGAUGGCACGCCAAGAUAGUUCAUAUUGUUCUUCAUUCCAGUGACCUGCAACUCUCUGGACACCAUUCCACAUAAGCCUUCAUCAACAUUUGCUCACAAAAGCAAGUUAGAUUUAUUAUAUUUAAUGACUUAACCGGAUAAGUUCUCAUAGCAAUGAAGGAUGUUCUUCACUGCCAUACAUUCUCCAUCAUUGGCUUUAAAAAAUAGGAAAGUAUCAUCUGCAAAGAAGAGAUGUGUAAUCUUAGGAGCAUUUUUGGCUUUUGUCGCACUAUUCGUUAGUCCCAACGUUGUCUUUUUGUUGACUAGUGCGCAAAGCCCAUCCGCCACCAAAAUGAAAAGAUAUGGUGACAAUUGAUCCCCUUACCGUAACCCUCUAUUGGGACUAAUAAGACCUCAAAUAUGUUUGCCAAAAGGGAUAUAGUAAGAAACAAAAGAAACACAUAUUAUAAUCAAAUCCACCCACCUCCGAUCAAACCUCAUACUUUUCAUCACUUACCGUAAACAGGACCACUCCACUCUAUUAGAAACUUUGCUCAUAUCAAAUUUUAGGGACACAUACCCAUCGUGUU